Molecule: messenger RNA, 426 nt
Organism: Leopardus geoffroyi (Geoffroy's cat)
Lineage: Eukaryota; Metazoa; Chordata; Mammalia; Carnivora; Felidae
Product: histone H2A type 2-C-like
Exons: 1
Coding region: 16-411 (131 amino acids)
Cellular component (GO): nucleosome
Molecular function (GO): DNA binding; structural constituent of chromatin; protein heterodimerization activity
Source: RefSeq, a predicted model, not a curated record
UCCGUUGGACUAGCUAUGUCUGGGCGAGGGAAGCAGGGCGGCAAGGCUCGUGCCAAGGCCAAGUCCAGGUCUUUUAAAGCAGGGCUGCAGUUCCCGGUGGGCCGCGUGCACCGCCUGCUCCGCAAGGGCAACUACGCCGAGCGGGUGGGGGCCGGCGCGCCGGUGUACCUGGCGGCCGUGCUGGAGUACCUGACGGCCGAGAUCCUGGAGCUGGCGGGCAACGCGGCCCGCGACAACAAGAAGACGCGCAUCAUCCCGCGCCACCUGCAGCUGGCCAUCCGCAACGACGAGGAGCUCAACAAGCUGCUGGGCCGCGUCACCAUCGCGCAGGGCGGCGUCCUGCCCAACAUCCAGGCCGUGCUGCUGCCCAAGAAGACCGAGAGCCACCGCCACAAAGUCCAGAACAAAUAAUUUCCAAGCCGUGAA